UUUAUAAACAAACGAAUUAAAUUCAUCAGUAUCAAAUAUAAAAGUUUUUAAUAAUUAAAUUUAAUAAUAGUAAUAUAUGACUCAUGCGCGUUUCAGUCAAUAUAUUAUCGGCCAUGUUCGUUGAUGUAUACCCCAAGUGCUGAAUAAAAUUAUUUCAUUUUCGGUAGUUUGUGUAAAGUUCCGGCCUAAAAAUGGCAGGGAAUCUGGGAAUGGAGCAACUUAUUCCAAUUGUGAAUAAGUUGCAAGAUGCUUUUACACAACUGGGUGUUCAUAUGACUUUGGAUCUACCACAAAUCGCAGUGGUGGGCGGACAAUCGGCAGGAAAAAGUUCAGUUUUGGAAAAUUUCGUAGGAAAAGAUUUUCUUCCAAGAGGAUCAGGAAUUGUUACAAGAAGACCACUUAUUCUACAGCUGAUUAACGCAAAUUCCGAAUAUGCGGAAUUUUUACAUUGUAAAGGUAAGAAAUUUGUGGAUUUUGAUGAAGUCCGUAAAGAAAUUGAAGCUGAAACCGACAGAGUUACAGGAAGCAAUAAAGGCAUAUCUAACAUACCCAUUAACCUGAGAGUAUAUUCACCCAAUGUGCUGAAUUUAACUCUUAUUGAUUUACCUGGUUUAACUAAAGUCCCUAUAGGCGAUCAACCUGCAGACAUUGAACAGCAAAUAAGAUCAAUGAUACUGCAGUUUAUAAAAAGAGAAUCCUGCUUAAUUUUGGCAGUAACACCUGCCAAUACGGAUUUAGCCAAUUCUGACGCGCUUAAAUUGGCUAAAGAAGUCGAUGCUCAAGGUCUUAGAACAAUUGGUGUGAUAACUAAGCUGGAUCUUAUGGAUGACGGUACAGAUGCUCGUGAUAUAUUAGAAAAUAAAUUAUUACCUCUAAGGAGAGGCUAUAUCGGAGUUGUGAAUCGUUCUCAGAGAGACAUUGAAGGAAGGAAGGAUAUAAACGCGGCGUUGGCAGCUGAAAGGAAGUUUUUCCUUAGUCAUCCCGCUUAUCGACAUAUAGCUGAACGUUUAGGUACGCCGUAUUUACAAAGAGUUCUGAAUCAACAACUUACCAAUCAUAUCCGAGAUACUCUACCAACUUUAAGAGAUAAAUUGCAAAAGCAACUGUUGCAAUUGGAAAAAGAUGUCGAUCAGUUCAAGCAUUUCAGACCGGACGAUCCAUCUAUCAAAACGAAAGCCAUGUUACAGAUGAUUCAACAGCUCCAAGUGGAUUUUGAUAGAACGAUCGAAGGAUCCGGAUCAGCUCAGAUAAAUACUAUGGAAUUAUCCGGUGGGGCUAAAAUAAAUCGAUUAUUUCACGAAAGGUUCCCCUUCGAAAUCGUCAAAAUGGAAUUUGACGAAAAGGAAUUGCGUAGAGAAAUCGCUUUCGCUAUAAGAAACAUUCACGGUAUCAGAGUUGGUUUAUUCACACCUGAUAUGGCUUUCGAAGCUAUAGUUAAAAAACAGAUAUCCAGAUUGAAAGAACCGUCUUUGAAAUGUGUCGAUUUGGUAGUUCAGGAAUUAUCAAAUGUGGUCAGGAUGUGUACGGACAGGAUGGCGCGUUAUCCUCGUUUGAGAGAAGAAGUGGAAAGGAUCGUUACGACUCACAUUAGAAGCAGGGAACAAUAUUGUAAAGAGCAGCUGUGUUUAUUAAUCGAUUGCGAAUUAGCUUAUAUGAAUACCAAUCAUGAAGAUUUCAUCGGAUUUGCGAAUGCGCAAAGCCAAUCGGAAAGCGCGGCAGCCAAAGGUACCCGCGGUACUCUGGGUAAUCAAGUAAUAAGAAAGGGUUACAUGUGCAUCCACAAUUUGGGUAUAAUGAAAGGAGGUUCGAGAGAUUAUUGGUUCGUUCUUACAUCGGAGAGCAUCUCUUGGUACAAAGACGAAGAGGAAAGGGAAAAGAAAUACAUGUUACCUUUAGACGGUUUAAAAUUGAGAGACAUCGAACAAGGUUUUAUGUCUAGAAGGCACAUGUUUGCUAUUUUCAAUCCGGACGGUAGGAAUGUUUAUAAGGAUUAUAAACAACUUGAAUUGAGCUGUGAAACUGUCGACGAAGUAGAUUCUUGGAAGGCUUCGUUCUUAAGGGCCGGAGUUUAUCCUGAAAAGCAAACGGAAACUUUAAACGGAGAUGAUUCUUCGGGAGAGAGCGUAACAAGUUCGAUGGAUCCCCAAUUGGAACGUCAAGUAGAAACUAUAAGAAAUUUGGUCGACAGCUACAUGCGUAUCGUAACAAAAACAACAAGAGAUCUCGUACCCAAAACAAUAAUGUACAUGAUUAUAAAUCAUACCAAAGAAUUUAUAAACGGGGAACUGUUGGCCCACAUAUACGCCAGCGGAGAUCAAUCCCAAAUGAUGGAAGAGGCUCCGGAAGAAGCUCAAAAACGCGAAGAGAUGUUACGUAUGUAUCACGCUUGCAAAGAAGCCCUAAAUAUUAUAGGGGACGUUUCUAUGGCUACGGUAUCUACUCCGGUACCUCCUCCGGUUAAGAACGAUUGGUUAGCUAGCGGGCUUGAGAAUCCCAGAUUGUCACCUCCUAGUCCUGGGGGACCAAGAAAACCGACGCCACAGAUGGGCGUCGUCGGAUCUAGCGGUUCUCUUGGAUCUAGGGCUCCGCCUCCGCCGCCCAGUAGUGGCAGACCGGCUCCUGCUAUACCUAAUCGACCAGGUGGUGGUGCUCCUCCAAUGCCCCCGGGUAGGCCACAGGGGCAAUCACUUCCAGCACCUCUAAUUCCAACUCGAGCCGGGGGUCAACAAGGUCUGGGGGGUAUACAAGUACCCCAGCAAGUGCAGAUGGCUGUAGGAAGGGCCGUUACCAAUGCGGCCAUCAACGAAUUAUCCAACGCCUUUAAAUUCAAUAACCGUCCGGUACCGAACGUGCCACCUAGAAUACCUGAACGACCUCAAACGGGAAGACAAAAUUAAUUUUGAAAAAUAAUUUUCUAGUCAAUGUAACCACGCACAGACGAUUUACUCGGGGACCAGGUAGAUGAUGACGUACGAAGUAAAAAGUUUUUUCGUAUGUGAGAAUCAAGUACUGUGAUUCGAUAUUCUAUAUACGAAAUAUUCCUGAAAAAUUACAAACUGCUUAAACUGAAUAUUUGUGUCUAAACAAAUUAAUUUUAAACAACCAUCCUCACCUUGACAUAUAAUGGAAUAGUCCCACCAGUGUUGCCACUGCACUUUUUAUAAAAAAGAUUCAUCUCAUCACCGAUGACAGUAUUAUUAAAUUUUUUUGUUACUAAAUUGCGUUAAUUUUAUGUCUAAACAUAAAAGGUGAUGAGAUUAUUAUUGUUAUAUUUCUCGAAAAUAUCGUUUCGCCCCGGAUUUCUUAAAAUUCUAAUUAAAAUCUUCAAAAUUCUCUAUAUUGAAAGAUAUCUUUUAAUUCUGGCAACAUUGAGUCCGUUUGUUUACGUUUCAUGCCGUAGCUUAUUUCGGCGACGUUGUCACGCGUUCACAAAUAAAUAAAACUAUGGCAAAGUAAUUUUCUAAUUGAAAUAUAUUUUUUUGUAUCUUGUUUUUUAGGAAUAUUUCGUAUAAACAUGAUUUUCAAUAAACGUGUUGAUAUGUGUUUCCGAUUUAAAAAAAAAUCAAUUUCAAUAACGACAGUUUAAAAACAAAUUGGUACGUUACAGGGGGUGAAUGAAAAUAUCAAUUACCUAUAAUGACGAAUGAGACACAUAGAUAGCGAUUUAUUUUGAAUCUUGUACAAAAUGUCGUUUAUUUAUUGUUCAAAAUUUGUUUUGCAAACUUUUUUUUUAUUUUGACAGAUUCAACUAGUCUUAUUUGAUAGUAUUAUUAAAAUAUAGGUGAAUUAUCCAAAUAACGUCAACGGAUGUUAGAUAUUACUAAUCUGUAUUUAUGUAUAUAUGUUAAUUUGUAUUAAAUUUAUUUUUAAUAA
Molecule: messenger RNA, 3873 nt
Organism: Diorhabda sublineata
Lineage: Eukaryota; Metazoa; Arthropoda; Insecta; Coleoptera; Chrysomelidae
Product: dynamin
Exons: 16
Coding region: 192-2897 (901 amino acids)
Biological process (GO): receptor-mediated endocytosis
Cellular component (GO): synapse; plasma membrane; microtubule
Molecular function (GO): GTP binding; microtubule binding; GTPase activity
Source: RefSeq, a predicted model, not a curated record